CCGCGGCUCGUGCACCAUGGACCCGCGACCCCUAGUGCUGCUGCUCAUCCACAUCCACCUGUGCGAGAUGAUGGCCGCGUGCGCCAGCACCAGCGACCUCACCGACCUCACCAACGUGCGCCUCCAGUUCGUCAAGCAGCAGAUCCUGAAGAAGCUGCGGCUGUCGAAGAAGCCGGCGGUGGCGGUGCCCGUCCACAGCCUGCCGAUGCCGGUAGCCCAGGGCCAGACCCUGAGCCAGGGGACCGACAAGCCCCCGGAGUUUGACGACUACUACGGCAGAACGGAGCAGAAGAUCAUCUUUCCCGUUGAAGGGGAGUGCCUAACGUCGGGUCGGUACCCGUUCGCGUGCCUGCAGUUUGAGCUGCCGCCGGACGUCGAACCUGAGGAAGUUACUGUGGUGGAGCUGUGGUUUUAUAAGGAGCCCGACCCCCUGGACGAAUAUAAUCAAACGUUCGUGAUAUCGGAGGCGGCACACUGGGACAGCCAGCAACAGUUCAAGAAGACCAGGCCCAUCGCCAUCCGGGAGACGGACAUCGGCGAGGGCUGGGUGCGGGUGGAGCUGGCCUGGGCCGUGCGCGUGUGGCUGGAGGGCAGGGAGAGGCUGCACACGCUGCAUGUGGCCUGCAGGACUUGCCAGAACCGUCGUUCCCCGCUGUCGUUCCACGAGAAGCACCGUCCGUUCCUGGUGUUGUACACGAAGUACGCGGGCAAACGCCGCCGCAGCCGCACGCUCGAGUGCGGCGCCACCACCAGCGAGUGCUGCCGGGAGCGGCUAUAUGUUAAUUUCAAGGAGCUGGGCUGGGACGACUGGAUCAUCCGGCCGCAGGGCUACCACGCGUACUUCUGUAAGGGCACCUGCCUGCCCAUCGCCGCCGUCGCGCAAGCCGACAGCUAUCACCAUAGUAUUAUUAGAAAAUAUUUCUACUCGGUGUCAGAAGAGCGGCGGGGAGAGUUUAAACCAUGCUGUGCACCCACCACAUUCAGUUCGCUACAGCUACUAUACAUAACGAAUAACACUGUUACACAGAAGACGUUACCGAACAUGGUGGUGGAAUCUUGUGGGUGUAUGUGAUAUAGUUGGGACUUGGAGAACGCAAAAUCUACUUGGUGUGGAAGAGUGUAGAAAAGUAGUGUUUCAGUGAAUAUUAUUAGAAAUAAAUACUAUCUAGCAUUUAGUCAAGUUGUCAUCGCCAGUAACGAGCUUCGUCAUCGUUACUGGCGAUGACAACUUGAUUUGACUUUCCCGAACUUCGCGAAGUUCGGGAAAGCGGUAAUGAGUUUGAAAAAAGAAUCGCUAUGUCAAAUCUCAUACAUUCACGUUUUCUAACUUCGUUAUCGUUAUUGGCGAUGGCGAUUUCGAUAAAAGCGAUUUACGCGUACGAUCACGCAUAUUUUCUAUAGAGUACCUACCGACUUUUUUGUUGUUCGUAGCCUAAUUAAAAUAAUUAUGAUUAUGGAGGUUGUAAGUGUUAUGUUUUGAUCAGUGAUGCAUUUAUGUGAGAAACAAAUGAGGUAGGAUUAUUUAUAUUAAAAUUAAAAAAUGCUUAGUAAUAAGUAGGAACAUAAAUUGGGUUUGCUUGAUGAAGGACAUAGAAAUGAAGAAUGUAAGUCAUAGGUUUGUUUGUCUUUGUUUAGAUAGAGAAAUAUUAGGAAAAGCACGAAAUGGGGACAAAAUUAUCUCUGUCGUUCCCGUCAGCAUUCCGAUUAUAGACUUUAGCACACAAAAAAUAGAGUCUACUUCAAAAAGGCAAAUGGUGGACGACGAGGACAAUUUUGUCGCCAUGCUUCUGGUCCCACACGGGUCUUAAAAACUUUGUUUUAUUGUUACAUUCCAACGAAUGUUGUAGCUAUAGUUUAAGACUAUUUAAUUUCUGUCCAAUUAGUGUAAAUAGUAAGGAAAUUUCUUUGUUUGUUAUGUACUUAUUUAUUUAUAGUCGAAGACGGGCAGAGAUAAGUCGGUUAUAAAUAAUCUUUGAAUUAUAACAGUGUCAAUGUAUCUCAAUUCGAACCGCUAAGAGAACCGGACUUUGAUACACUAUCUCGCGCCGUGUGCCGAUAAAUUACAUUUUGUUCCAAUUAGCUUAGGGCGCGAAUUGCUAACGUUCCAAAUUUGAAUUUGAAUAUUCUUUUUCUUUUUCACUCGUAUAAAGUAAAGUAUACACACGUUAUAUUCGUUUUUUUAUAAAAAAUUAAACAACUGGAGAUGUGUAAGUAGACAUAAAAUUGAUUCCUGAAUAUUUAAAUUUACAAAGGUUGUUAGAAGGCAAUAAUGUUUGUUAUUUCAGUUAUAUUGUAGCUUACCUACUUACUCUCAUAGAAUUGUACGGUUGUUUGUAUAAAAUUAAUAUAUUUGUUAUCGGUGUAGCCGAGUCGUUGUCGAGUUAUCCCAGUGGGAUGCAUGUGAUGAUAAUUAUUGUUAUUUAGUUAAUGUACUUAACUUAGGCACGACAGUGUUUAGUAGCGCGUUCCAGUGCAUAAGUAUUAUAGAUCAUAAGUUCCUAUUUGUAAUUACACUAAAAUUCUAUUUUCAAAUUAAAUAACGUUCGACUUA
Molecule: messenger RNA, 2551 nt
Organism: Aricia agestis (brown argus)
Lineage: Eukaryota; Metazoa; Arthropoda; Insecta; Lepidoptera; Lycaenidae
Gene: daw
Product: inhibin beta B chain
Exons: 6
Coding region: 17-1072 (351 amino acids)
Biological process (GO): SMAD protein signal transduction; BMP signaling pathway
Cellular component (GO): extracellular region
Molecular function (GO): growth factor activity; cytokine activity
Source: RefSeq, a predicted model, not a curated record